AUGGCAAUAACUUUGAAGAAAUGCAGUUUAAAGAAAGUAUCCUUACCAGAAAGGAUCACUAAUUCACUUUAUAAUAAAUAUGCUGAAUCGCAAAAUUACUACUUUACCAAGGAUAUCAAUGAAAUCAUAUUGGACCAACCAACAAAACCAAAUAUCGUGUUCAAAGACUUAGCCCUUUUGGAUGAGGAUGUUGAAUACAUGAAAAAAAUAUAUUAACCACAUUGUUUAGACAAUAAAAUGGAAGUCUUAACAGAAUUUUACAAAUUCAAGUUUCAUAAUGAUUUACCGAGAUGGGCUGUCUCCAGUUCUAUUGUAAAUAUCUUGAAUGAAUAUUACAAUUAAAAAAGAAAACUCGAAUAUUACAAAAUUCAGAAGAUAAUAGAUGAGGAAAACAAAAAUAAUCCAGAAAAACCUCCAAAAGGCAUAGUCGGUGAUGAGCCAAUCUAAACCGAAAGCACUCCCCCUUCUCACACCAUUGAAAGUGGAAUCAUCGUUGGAAACGUACUUGAUGAAUUACAAAAUACGCCCUCUUAUUCAAAGCUUGAUUAAGAUAAAAUAGGUCGUAAAAUAAAUAACAACAAUAAUAUUCACCAAUAACUUUUAAAAAUUGAAAAAUUAAAGACUGAAAGAUAAUAAGAUAAUAAUAAUAUAAUAAAAGAGUUCAAAUUAUCAUAACUUCUUACAAAUGAUAAAAUCAAAAAUAUUAAAUUAUUAAUAACCUCCUAAAAAAGACAGUUAAAAAUCAUUCACCCAGAUUAAUGUGGUUAAUUGGAUCUGCCAAAACCAAAACUAAAACAUCAGCAAAUUUUAGAAUAAUUACACAAAAGAGUAAAUGAAAAGCUCCAAUUAAAGAAAAGAACAUAAAUAUAGAAUAAAGAUCCGUCUAGAGAAAUAAAAAGUGUACAUUUUGGGGAAGAUAAAAAAGAAAACUUUUUCAAAUCCCCCAGAAAUGUAAAAACUUAAUGUACAUCCAAGAUGACACCUAAGUCCAAUUGCAAAGUAGGCAAGACCCAAACUUUUCAUGAUAGCUCAUCAAGAAAGUUUAAUAACAACUUACUAUCAACUAGGAACAUUGGAGCAAAGACUUGCCAUUAGAUAAGCAAUAAUAUCAAAUCAAAAAUGCAAUCCAAACCUAUAUCAUUUAAAACUCUUACUACUCCAAGAUCUGUCUAAUAAAAGUUAUCAUAAUGA
Molecule: messenger RNA, 1191 nt
Organism: Paramecium tetraurelia
Lineage: Eukaryota; Ciliophora; Oligohymenophorea; Peniculida; Parameciidae
Exons: 6
Source: RefSeq, a predicted model, not a curated record